Bipolaris zeicola 26-R-13 is the source of this 498-nucleotide messenger RNA. RefSeq lists its product as uncharacterized. Gene Ontology annotation, molecular function: endonuclease activity. The transcript has 2 exons. The coding region runs from base 1 to 498 and encodes 165 amino acids. The record is from RefSeq and is a predicted model, not a curated record. NCBI's taxonomy places the organism in Eukaryota, Fungi, Ascomycota, Dothideomycetes, Pleosporales, Pleosporaceae.
AUGUUUGGUAGAAAGGAGCAUAAUACAGAUAAAGGAAAGGAAAAAAUAGUAAAUAUCAAAUCAGAGGCUCUACGCGACGGAGUUGUAGUAAAUUUAGAAAAUGUUAAACGUGUAUCAGAUCACGUUCCUAAACAUUUGAAGCCUCUAAAUAAUGAACAAUUAGGUUAUUAUCUAGCAGGAUUCAUAGACGGGGAUGGUCAUUUUAGUAAAGCUCAACAAUUAGUUAUAACUUUUAGUUCUCCAGAUGCAUUUCUAGCCUAUUACUUGAAAGGAAGAUUAGGUUACGGUAAUGUAAGAAAAGUAAAGGACAAAAACGCAUACCUUUUAAUUGUAUCUAAUGAAAAGGGUAUGUUAAAUAUAAUUAACUUGAUAAAUGGUAAAUUAAGAACAGAACACAGAUUUAACCAAGUAGUUAAUAAUGUAUUAAGUCAUACUAAGUAUGCAGAUCAAAAUAUUCAUUUUACUAUAGAUUCAAGUAAAAAUUUUGAUAACCACUGA